UUCAUCUUCCCGGCAGUCUAGGGUUUUGAAGUACGAACGGGGUUUUUUUCUUUUCUCAAAGUUCAAUCUUUCCAAGGUAUGCCCUUCAAUUCAACAUAAUCAUUCCCAAUUAAUGAAUUCUUGUAAACCAUAAAUCAAAUGGCUUUCUCAUUUACUCCGCAACCGCAACCGCAACAACAAUCCCCAUUCCAACCCUCGCCAUUUUCCCAAACCACUCCAUUUCAACAGCCGCAUCAAUUUCAAUUCCAACCCCAGCAGCCACAAUUGCAACAGCAACAGACGCAGCAUCCUCAGCAGCUUUAUCUUUUAACUAGCGAUAAAAGUCCCGCUACUUAUAGCACCAAAUGGGAUGACCUCCACCCUGACUCGCGAAAACUCCUCCUGCAAAUUGAGGAGAAAAUAUUGGAGUACAGGGAUGAGAGCCAGAGAUUGGAUCAGUGCAGUCGUCUUUAUGAUUCUUCGGUUUCUAGCCAAGGAUUUGAGCUUGAUGCCAGCCAGAUUGUUCAGGACCUUGGUGGAAUCAAUAUGUCAAUGGAAAGACAGAAAGCAAUAUUGCAAGAGCUAAUGACUGUUGUCAAAGAUAUGUUAAAAAAUGCCGAGGUUGCUGUUCGUUCAUACAUGAUGUUGCGACCAAGGUUUCUUCAGCAAAACAAAGCUGCUGCAGCAAGUGCUACCACACCAUCCCAGACAUCAGGAGCAACAGUAGGUCUGACAUCCAGUAAUCCACCCCCAACUAAUUCUAUGAUGCCAGUGUUUGAUUUUUAUAGUGGUAUCCCGAAGAAACCAUCACCAUUUUUGCAACAGACUAUUGCCAGAUUUGAGAAGUUUCUCUCUGAUUGUCGCCAGUGGAUUGAAGACUUAGAACAGUUGAUUAUCUUAGAUUCUGACAAGAACUCUUUCAAUUCAAGUUCAUCCUUGUUGCAGUCUCUACCCAAAGUAAUGAAAAAUGUACAUGACUUUUUUGUUCAUGUUGCAGCAAAGGUGGAGAGCAUCCAUCAGCACAUUGAAUCCAUGAAAACUACGUACCUUGCUGACCAACGCUGUCGUGGGGAUGGGAACGAUCCAUUUCUUGAGGCUGAUCGGCGGGAAACAGCCAAACAAGAGGCUGCUGCUCGAAGAGUGCACCCAACUCUACAUUUGCCGGCAGUUUGCCAACCAUCAACUCAAGUGGCUGGGCUGCUUACCAGCUCCGCUGCAACUGGGACAUCAACUACACCCAUAUCAGCUUCAUCUGGAAGUGGAACCUCACUCUUUGCUACACCAUCUGCUGUCACAUCACUUUCUCUGUUUUCCACUCCUACCACAUCUGCUCCUGUCUCCUCUUUGUUUGCAUCUUCUGGUGUAACCCCUCAGACUUCACCUCUUGGUUCAUUGUCUGUUUCCACCUCAGCUUUUGGCACUUCAGCUCCAUUAUUUAGCUCAACUCCUUCUGGACCCUCAACCUCUUCAACUCCUUUUGCUACAGGAGCUGCAACAGGCUCAGGAGCGAGCUUUGGGACUAUUUCAAAGGCAAGAGCUAAAAGUCGCACUGGCCGUCGGUAGUCAGCUUCUUAUCAGUUCAUCAAAAUGGUGGCAAAAUUUUGUUUGAUUUGCUUUCAACUUCUAAUGAGAACCAGAUAUUGCAAUGGAUUCUUAUGGCCCUAGGAUAUCACGUGCUCCUGUAGUUUCUGGGCUACCGAUAUUUUCAUUGAGUUGUAAAUUACCUGACUAAAGUCAAAUUUCAGUUUUGAUUCUUAGUGCUACCAAUUUGCUGCUUGAAAGCAAUGCCAUUGUAACAAUGUGAAGUUGGAUCUUUGUAAUUUUUGCAGCCAGAGUAACUAGAAAACUUCUGUA
Messenger RNA from Olea europaea var. sylvestris, 1833 nucleotides. RefSeq names its product nuclear pore complex protein NUP58. Gene Ontology annotation, biological process: nucleocytoplasmic transport. Lineage: Eukaryota; Viridiplantae; Streptophyta; Magnoliopsida; Lamiales; Oleaceae. Gene Ontology annotation, molecular function: structural constituent of nuclear pore. The record is from RefSeq and is a predicted model, not a curated record. Gene Ontology annotation, cellular component: nuclear pore. The transcript has 6 exons. The coding region runs from base 139 to 1542 and encodes 467 amino acids.